AUGGCCUCAGGUGGUCUAGUGGACAUUCACACGGCUUGUACUUCACGAGGAAACUUCAAUGUCCUAGGCGUGGUGGUUGAUACUCUUCCGCUCUAUCGGACCAGAGGCUCAUCGGCAUGCAUCACAUUUACCAUCAAAGACACCGAUUUUGAUGGACCAACCUGGCAAGGAGGUCUCAAAGUCAAAUACUUUAAUGAUGACGACAGCUGUCUUCCCAAUGUCCGAGUUAACGAUGUAGUUCUGCUACAUAACAUCAGGGUGACCAUCUAUCAAAAUAAGCCCACGGGAGUUGUAUCCCAGCAAGAUAGUGUUUUAUGGGCUGUUUUUCGACCCGAUCCCAACCCGAGUUCUAGCCCUUUCAUCACUUGUGGCCCGGUUCAUUGGGAGCCGACUUUGAAAGAAAAGGAUCAGGCUCAAUCACUCCUGGACCGCGUAUCUCCGGGGGUAUCCUCUGUGCAACCGACCACGUCGCGCAGUGCACCCGCCUUCACAAGACCUCAACAUGUUCAGGCUGCACCUUCGGCUACAAAGUAUGGAGGCUUGCCCUAUAUCAAUAUUGAAGCUGCCAAACCUCGCCUUCUAUGCCAAUUGCUGGGCCAAGUUGUGCAGCUCUACACCCUUGACAGCGAAAAGUGCACGCUACACAUGACUGAUUAUACUGCAAAUGGGGACCUAACCAAUCACAAAAAGCCCGGAGACGAUGAUGAGGACUCAGGACCCGAGGGCGACCGAUUCGGUUAUGUAUCGAAGAAGAAGGAUUGGCCAGGCCCAUGGGGCAAAUUGACCAUCCAAGUAACUUUAUGGGAGCCGCACGCGACCUAUGCCAGAGAACACCUCAAGCCGGGUGAUAUCGCUCUACUGACGUAUGUCCGUAUCAAAGAAACUCGUGGCUUGGAAGCUGCCGUUCACGAAGACAGGCGAGAUCCCGAGAAGAUCCACGUCCAUAUAGUUCAUGAUGAUAAUGACGAGCGUGUCCAAGCCCUAAUGGAACGUCGGGCGCAAUAUUGGAAAAUCCAUGGGGAACCUAAGGCAGAUACCAAAAAACCCAAAAAGCGUAAUAAGAAGGCCGAGCAGAAGAAGGAGGUUCGAAAAGAAGAAGGCCAGCUUUUGUUGCCAGCAGUGUCCCGAAUCAAGAUGAACCCCAAUGAACAAUGCUCCGGGGGUAUUGUCUAUCAAUUGCCCUUUCAAAACGUCAAUUAUCGCUCCCAACUUCGUGUUGUCGACUUCUUCCCCCCAAUGAUAGAGGACUUUGCUGUGCAGCGCAGUUCUUCUUCUCCUGUAUUCUCGGGUCAAAGUCAUGGCAGCAAUCCUAAAUAUGGCUGGGAAUGGCGAUUCUGCCUCCUCGUGGAGGGGGUCGAACCCAAAGCCUCCGAAGAACUCCCCCGACAGGUGACGAAGCUCUAUGUGUGCGGCCAGGAUGGCGAUUGUCUUCUGAACGAUGAUGCAAUUGAUCUCCGAAGUAAUUCGAAAAAAGCAACUGAGAUCAAAGAAAAGCUCUUCAUCCUAUGGGGCGAUCUCGAGGAAAAGAAAUCAAAAGCUAGGGCUUCUGGCCAACAAAGUUGGGGGCAAGUAAGAUCUCGCCCGUUCGAGUGCUGCAUCAAGGAAUACGGCGUGCGGUGCACCCAUAGCAAAGACCCCAAUGCUAUGGACAUCGAUGGCGAUGUGUGCAGCUACCCAGGCUGCUUUGGAUGGGAGAGACGUUUUGCUAUGUUCGGCACUACCAUCCACACAUGA
Penicillium paradoxum is the source of this 1734-nucleotide messenger RNA. RefSeq lists its product as uncharacterized. Gene Ontology annotation, molecular function: G-rich strand telomeric DNA binding; telomerase inhibitor activity. Lineage: Eukaryota; Fungi; Ascomycota; Eurotiomycetes; Eurotiales; Aspergillaceae. The coding region runs from base 1 to 1734 and encodes 577 amino acids. The transcript has 3 exons. Gene Ontology annotation, biological process: telomere capping; regulation of telomere maintenance via telomerase. Gene Ontology annotation, cellular component: nuclear telomere cap complex; chromosome, telomeric region. The record is from RefSeq and is a predicted model, not a curated record.